This is a messenger RNA of Blepharisma stoltei, 3303 nucleotides long. The record is from the annotation of a GenBank genome assembly. NCBI's taxonomy places the organism in Eukaryota, Ciliophora, Heterotrichea, Heterotrichida, Blepharismidae.
AUGCACCUGUCCUCGAAUCAAGCUUAUCAAUCAAGCGAAUUCCAGCCAGCUGCUUCACAAGACGUCGAAAGUGCUUUAAAAAUUGGGGAAGGCUACGAAUCAAUUCCCUUAAGCAGUCGCUCAAUUUUUGACGCUACUCAGGAAAGUUCUACAAGUUCUAAUUCAUUUGUAAAACUCUUGAGCUGGAUCCUUGAUUCUCACGCUUAUGUUUUUAUCGUAUCUGUCCUUACAAUUUGAGUCCUAUUUUCUGAUGAUAUUCGCAUCUCCGCCUGCACCAAGGAAGCUGACAACUAUUUCUUUGGAAUAAGCACAGCGAUUCUGUGCUUGUUCUCAUUUGACUUAGUGGCUUCAUUUAUUGCCCGAAAAGACUAUAGGUGCUCUUUCUACUUUUGGCUUGAUUUAUUGUCAACCCUUUCGAUUAUUCCUGAUAUAGGGUGGAUUUGAUAUCCAUUGAUAGGAAUAAAUUCUGACUCAGAAGUGGAUGCUUAAAAUGGCAUGGAUUUUGCGGAAGGGAGAGCAGCGUGAGGUAAGAGUGCUUAGACUAGUUUUACUUGGCCUGGUAGAGCGGAUUGUCGGGGUGACUGACUGCAGACUCACAUCCAGGCAAAGUUUUACCUCGAGGAAGAUGGAACUUGGAAGUUGGAAAGAGAUAGCCCAGCAAGGCUAGAUGGCGUUCUUUGGCUAUUGGACAAUUUCCCAACUCGAUACCAUGGGCUACAAGUUUCAUUCAGGCCUGACCAGAAAAUUCACUUUUUGAAUUUUCAGAAAGGGCAACCCGUUGACGUAUGACACGGUUACCCAAAUUCUUUACCUGAAGGUUACUAGUGCAAGUCCUCGAACGGAGGGUGCAGCACAUGCCUUUAGGCUGUGGAAUCGACUGGCAAACAAGAGGUGGAGCGAAGCAAGGGACGUGAAAAGUCGACAUGACUGGCCGGGAGAUACACUACAGUAAUCUAAAAUAAAUUAAGACUCAGAAGAUGGGCAAACCAAAGUGAAGUAUUCAAAAACAGCCAGCCAAGGCAACCAAGCUUCACGCAUCGUAAGGAUCGUAAGGCUUAUCAGACUGAUUAGGAUUGUGAAAUUGUACAAAAACGCCAGAAUUGCAAUGAUUGAAGAAGAUGACGAAGGGCAAGUCCACACAGAAAUUGAUAUGAUUCCCCAGGAAAGCCGUGUGGGCAAAAAGCUUUCAGAUUUGACAAUGAAAAGAGUAAUUGUGCUUGUUUUUAUCCUGAUUUCGUUCAUCCCCCUUUUCAAUUUGGAUUUUUAUGUGACGCCAGAAAGAAGCUGAACUUUUGGUCUAGAAACUAUUGAGCAUUUCUUAGGCCAGGAUGGGUUUAUCAAUGUGAGGGAUGAGUAUAUAAACUAUCAUGAAGACGACAGGCGGCCACUGAUAUAUUUAACUUAUACAUAUGGAAAUGACAUCUAUAUUUGAAAAACAAGCACAAAUCCAGAUGAUCUCAGAGACACAGAAAAAUACAUUGUGAAUGAAGUUCACUCACAAGCGAUUAUUGAUCUGAGAUCUGAUACUCAUUUGGAUUCUGAGUUAAAUAUUUGCAAAACAAUCUUCGUAUGCAUUCUUUUGACCUUCGGAGCUUUAACCUUCACUAGGGAUGCUGAAGAUCUAGUGGUUUUUCCUAUUGAAAGCAUGAUAAGAAAAAUCAGAAAAAUUGCGAGAAAUCCUCUUAAUGCUUGUAUAUUAAGCUCAGAAAGCAGAUCAGCGUCCAGCAUUGAGAAUCAGAAAAAGAAAUUUCUUUGUUUUAGCCGCAAAGCUGAAAAAGCUGAGUAUGAAACUACUGUGCUGGAAAACACCAUCGUAAAAAUUGGAGCACUUCUAGCCUUAGGCUUUGGAGAAGCAGGGUCAAAAAUAAUCGCUACCAAUAUGGAGAAAAGUGGAGAUGUCGACCCUGUGCUGCAAGGCAAUAAGAUUGCAGCGAUUUAUGGGUUUUGUGAUAUAAGGAAUUUUACUGAUACGACUGAAGAGCUGCAAGAGAGUGUGAUGGUAUUUGUUAAUGAAAUUGCAUAUAUAGUGCAUACAGUCACUCAUCAAUUGAUGGGGGCUGCUAAUAAGAAUAUUGGUGAUGCUUUUCUGAUUGUCUGGAAGUUUGGAGAAGAUGAUGUCCUUGAAUUAGACGAUCCAUUGGUUUUGAACCAUAACUCAAGAAAGGCUGGAUUUUUGGGAGAUUUAGCUUUGCUAACUCCUCCCCCUCCGUGAGUGAACAAAAAAAUUUUGUUCACUCGCUGAGGGGGGUUAAUUUUUUUUUUUAAAACAAUUUAUAUAUAAAAUUUAUAGGAAAAAUGUUUUUUUCGAAAUUUUAAAAAAAUCCUAAUUUGCAAAAAUUGGAAAGCAAUCAUUAAUUUAAUUUAUAAAAUUUAUGUUUUAAAACGCAAUUUGUUUAAAAUUAAAACAGAAUUAGCUCGAGAUUUCAUUAUACUAAUUAUCACUUAUAUAUAAAAAAUUUUUUCAUAAAAAAUUUUUUCUAUUAAAAAAAUUUUGUUCACUCACGGAGGGUGGGUUUUUGGGCAAAAAAUAUGGAUUUUUCUAAUGGUUUUGUUCACUCACGGAGGGGGGGGGGAGUAAGCUUUUUAAAAGUCAUUGCAAAAAUCAAUAAAGACCCAAAAAUGCUUAAAUAUAGAAAUCAUGGCAGACUUAUCAAAAGAAUGCCAAAUUAUGCUGUCAAAAUGGGAUUUGGAUUGCAUGUAGGCUGGUCUAUAGAAGGAGCUAUUGGCUCUGAGUUUAAAAUUGACGCUAGCUACCUUUCACCUCAUGUAAACAUGUCAGGACGGCUAGAAGAAACUACCAAACUUUAUGGUGUCCCUUUACUGCUGAGCGGAGCCUUUUAUGACAUUUUAAGUCCUACUGUGCAAGGAUAUUGCAGGCAUCUUGAUACUGUUAUGAUCAAAGGCCAUGCUAGCCCAUUAAGACUCUAUACAAGUGACGUGGAUCCAUCAAAUAUUUUCCCAGGAGAAGGCCUCGACAAGAACAAAGAACAAACCACCAGGCUAAGAAAAGCCCUUAAAAGCAAGCUUGAUAGAGGCCAGCUUGAGUCUUGGGAACUUUUUGAGGAUUCCAGAGAAGUCGCUGCAUUAAAAGAACCCUUUACCGAAGAAUUCUAUGAUAAGCAUAGAAAAGGACUGGAGGCCUAUUUAAAAGGCGAUUGGCUAGACGCAAAAGGAUUUUUUGAGGCAGCUCUACUUGUGAAGCCUGGAGAUGGCCCAACAGUGACCUUGCUUUCUUUUAUGAAAGAAAGCAACUUCGAAGCGCCUCUCGAGUGGGAAGGCUGCAGAGAUUUAAUCGAUAAGUAA